AUGGCCGCCUCGCGGGACCACCUCGGCGGCGACCCGCCGGAGUCGACGCAGCUGCGCCUGGUCGACGACAUCGCGUGGUCGGAGAUCAACGGCGUGUACGACCGCGACGACUCCCUCAAGGAGAACACCAACCCAAAGUCCGUCGUCAAGAACCACCCCGGCGCCGGGUCCUCGCAGAGGUUCUCGGGCAACCUGAAGCCGACGGCGGCGCCCAUCAUCGGGCUGUCGGGCAAGCUGGGCGGGUCCGUGCGGCGGCACCAGCACCCGCCGGCCAUGUUCCCCAAGAAGGCCAAGACCGGCGGCGGCGGGCGCGCGCCCAAGGCCGCCGUCCCGGAGCCCGGGUCGCCCAAGGUGUCCUGCAUCGGGAAGGUGCUCUCGGACCGCGAGCGCGCGCGCCUCGGCCGCCCACCGCGCGGCGGGGGGUCCAGGGCCCCCGUGUGCUGCGGCGGGCUCGGCCUCCUGAUGCGGCGCAGCCGGUCCAGGCACAGCGGCGCCGUCGAGUGCGUCGACCAGUCCCCGCUGCAGCCGCCGUUCCCGCCCCUGGCGGACGCGGGGACGAGGCGGAAGGAGGCGGAGGAGGAGGUGACGGUUGCGGAGCCGGCGCUGGCGCCGGGGCUGGGAGGCGCGCGGCGGUUCGCGUCGGGGUGGCGGGCGGCGGAGUGGGCGGCCCAGAUGGAGGAUGACGGACGCGUGGCGAGAUCUGGGCCGUUGUAG
Miscanthus lutarioriparius is the source of this 714-nucleotide messenger RNA. Lineage: Eukaryota; Viridiplantae; Streptophyta; Magnoliopsida; Poales; Poaceae. The record is from the annotation of a GenBank genome assembly.